Lactuca saligna is the source of this 2376-nucleotide messenger RNA. The record is from the annotation of a GenBank genome assembly. NCBI's taxonomy places the organism in Eukaryota, Viridiplantae, Streptophyta, Magnoliopsida, Asterales, Asteraceae.
AUGGGUGACCCAAUUUCAGCUCGAAAAAGUCAUGACACAACAUUGAGAAACAGAUUUGAAUUGGAAAAACGUCGUCUUUCUUAUGACAACUAUCAUUCUGAAGCCAUGAAGACCCGAUCAAAUUUGGUAUUAUCACCUUCAAUUCAUACCCAAAAGCAAUCUUUUAGAACAAAAGAUGAAAUAGUGAGACACAUAUCAAGUUUACCAAGUUACCUUGAGUCAGGUAAAGCUACCCCAGAUAGAGCUUUAAGUUUUGGAGUCAUGGAUUAUGGGAGAUUAGAAAAAUGGCAAUAUCAGAAUCUUAAACAGGGGAUAAUUAAAAGUAGCAAAUGUUCAACCUCUAGUAGUGUAUCUUCUUCUUUAUUUUCAUCUGAUGCUUCAUCAUCUACCCAAUCAACCAUAGGUCAAAGGUGUUCUCCUGCUCCACGUGUAACCUUACAAUCUCAUUUCAACAUAUCAAAUUCUGGGAAUCUUGAAAAGCUUCAAGAUUUUAAAGAUUCUGAAAAGAAAACGUCAGAAACCAAGCGAAAAGAUUACAAAACAUACAAUUCUUGUCCACCCAAGAUUCCAGAAUCUAAAUCAUCCAUGAAUAUGGGAAAUCGUCAAACAAAUUUGUCAUCUUUGAAGGGAAAAAUGAAAAUAAAAAAUGAAGAGGGAAAUGAACCACAAGAUUCAGUUGUCAGCAAGACUUUACAAAUGGAACCUGAAUCUUCAAGAAAUCAAAGUAGUACUUCAAGAAGUCAUGUUCUUGAAGAAAAAAGAUCAUCUUUUUCUUCCAAGAUUUCAAAUCUUGAUUCUAGGAAACAAAGAAGCAUGUCUCCACUUCGUCGAUUUAGCUUCACAAUGAGCUCUAAGUCACCAAUUUCUCAAAAAUCAACAACAGGUAAUACAUGUGUCUCAAAUCGAUCUUCUUCAAGUCCUUUAAGAAGGUUAUUAGAGCCCUUAUUUCCAUCAAAAGCAACCAACACUCAUCGGGAAACUGUCGCGAAAGUGUCGGGAAACUGUCGCGAAGCUAUAACUGAUACAAAGCAAGCUCUUUUUCAAACAGCUAUCAAGAAUGGGCGUCCUAUGUUCACAUUUGCAGUUGAAAACAGCAACGCCCUUGCAGCAACAGUUAGGGAUUUAAGUAAAAAUAACAACACUUGGAUUUAUACAUUCUUCACCAUUGAUGAAGUCAAGAAAAAGAAUGGAAGUUGGUUAUCUCAGAGCAAAAAAGACAAAGAUUAUGUCCCUAAUGUAAUAGCUCGAAUGAAGGUUUCAAAUCGUGUGGUUUCUAAUUCAAAUUCAAACACUCGGGAGUUUGUUUUGUUUCCUGUGGACAAAAGUCAACCAAAUGGUCAAAUAUCAAAUGUCCAGCCACGCGAUGAGCUGGCAGCCAUUGUUGUGAAGUUUUCAAAGGUUGGUGAUAAAGAAGAGAAAUCAGAAGGAUUUAACACAACGGUGGUGCUACCUGGCGGCAAUCAUGGUGUUUCAAGUAAAGGAAGGCCUACACCGCUAAUUGAGCGGUGGAUCACUGGUGGUGCAUGUGACUGUGGUGGUUGGGAUUUGGGCUGCAGAUUAAGAACACUCACAAAUGAAGUGGAAUCUAGGAGAAGAUCAAAUGCAACAAGUGGUCAAUUCGAGCUUUUCUUUCAGGGAGAUAAUGUAAAUGAGAGAAGCUUCUUCAGUCUUUGUCCAUUAAAGGAAGGGAUAUAUUCGGUUGAAUACAAUUCAUCCCUUUCUGUUUUACAAGCAUUUUCUAUCUGUAUAUCGGUUGUGGAGUGCAGAAAAUCAACUCAGGAUACAGAAUCAAGAACAUACGUUGCUAAACAAGUAGAAGAUGAUCUGAAUCCAUUAAGUUUUGCAUCAUUUCCACCUCUUUCGCCUGUUGGAAGGAAAUACGAAACUUUAGUGGCGGAAGUAGAAUUACUUUUUCUUUAUGAGCGUGCAGACUUUCGAAAAUCUCAGAUUUUUACAAACUCUCUUAGAUUCACUCUUAACCAAGAUCCAAGAGUUACACUCUGUGGAUACAGUAUUCCUCAUCCUUCAGAAGCUAAAGUAAACAUAAGAGUCCAGACAACAGGUGAUCCAGCAAAGGAAGUAUUGAAAGAUUCAUGCCAAGAUCUCAUGAUGAUAUGUCAGCAUGUUAGGAGCACUUUUGAGCAAGCAGUUGCUGAUUUUAAGAACAAUGAAGACUCUGAAAGCCAGUAAAAGAAGAGCUUAUUAAGGGGUUGUUAAUUUUUGAUUUAAUGAUCUUAAUGGGUUAAGAACUUAAUUUGAACAACUAUACAUGUUUCUUUGUUUCCUUUUUACUUUAUUGCAUUUGAGAAAACUUGGACCAUUUUUACUAUUGUUCAAGAAAGACUUUAACUAACAUAUUAAAUUACAUCAUACGAG